Messenger RNA from Cynoglossus semilaevis (tongue sole), 1021 nucleotides. It is a transcript of the gene c6h15orf61, whose product is annotated as chromosome 6 C15orf61 homolog. The transcript is spliced from 3 exons. NCBI's taxonomy places the organism in Eukaryota, Metazoa, Chordata, Actinopteri, Pleuronectiformes, Cynoglossidae. The record is from RefSeq and is a predicted model, not a curated record. The coding region runs from base 304 to 774 and encodes 156 amino acids.
AGGUGGAACAGCUUCGUGGCGCUGAGUUUCACGACGGACGGCUUUAAACGAAGGACCGUGUCAAAACAAGGAUCGCUGGAGAGAAGGUGAUUUAAAGGAUUUAUUUAUUGCUAUAGUCUGUUUUUUACAGAAAAACGUGGAAAAAUGAUAUUGAGCGUUGCGUGUUGAGGUGUCGCUGAUACCAGUCGUCAGCUGUGAGUUACCGCUCCUGUUUUGGUGUGUUUAUCAUGGGCAUUUUAAGACGGGUCUCUACAAAGACUGAAGUCCAGGUGAAUAAAAACUAGAAAAUAUUUUGCGCAAGUCAUGAAGGAAACCUUCAGGAUCAUACACCGCCUCUUCUUGAAGAUUGUCCUGUUUCCGAGCACCUUCGGCAGGACCGGUCCACUUCCGGCUGCCUCUGAGGUGUUGACCUGUCACCUGCUGCAGAGAAAACUUCCUCCAUGGACUUCAUACUGUGUCCGCUACAGUUCGGUCCACAACGACCAGUUCGGACUGUCCAACUUCAACUGGAGAGUUCAGGGAACCAACUACCAUAUACUGAGAACAGGCUGCUUUCCCUUCAUUAAAUACCACUGCACCAAAGCACCUGCACAGAACCUGGACUAUUUCAACAGGUUCUUCACCGGGCUUAAAGUGAUCAACCUAGGUCUCCCCUGUUUGGCCUAUGGUAUCGGCUGCUGGAUGGUCAUUGGAGCAGCAGAGACUGUGCAGACGAGUGUUGGACCUGUCACUGUUUACUUUGCCUACAAAGAAGAAGAAGGUGCUCAAUAUUAAAACCUGUAUUGACCCUCCCUGACAACAUUGUCCACCUUUACUACAACACGUGCCAUGUUUAUUUAUGAGAAAUAAUUCAAGGAAAAUAUAGUUGGAAAAAUGUUAAUAUGAAGGUCUCUGUUAUGCCUGAUGUUUCAAUGGAAUUAAUCUCAGUUCACUCUUUGUUAAUGUUUGCAACACGAUGGACAGAAUAACUACUGUAGAUUAAAAAAAAAACGAUGGACAAAAGAUGUGUUUGGUAAAAAAA